Messenger RNA from Rubroshorea leprosula, 821 nucleotides. The record is from the annotation of a GenBank genome assembly. NCBI's taxonomy places the organism in Eukaryota, Viridiplantae, Streptophyta, Magnoliopsida, Malvales, Dipterocarpaceae.
CUUUCACCAAAACCCUUGUUUCUCAAUCCCGCAAUAGCCUCCGGCAAUGGCGACCCAACCCAGAAGAGGCGGCGUUUCCCUCCCGGAAAGGCGAGGUUCAUCGAAGCCCGAAUCCGGCAUUCUAGCUAAGAUUACAAGCUCCCCGAUUGUGUCUCGUGGCAGGCAAGCGGCUUGCGACGCCGCGUUCGUCUCCAAGAAGCUCCUGCGCAGCACUGGAAAAGCCGCGUGGAUCGCUGGUACCACCUUUUUGAUUCUAGUCGUCCCCUUGAUUAUCGAGAUGGACCGUGAGCAGCAGCUCAACGAGCUCGAGCUUCAGCAGGCCAGCCUCCUCGGAGCCCCUCCAGCUGCCCCAGCUCACAAGUGAUCGGUCCCAGGUUAGAGCGUGUUUCCGUGUUGUAUCAGUCUCUGUCUGAAUAAUUUAGCAUCGUUUUAGGUUCUUUCUUUUCCUGAUUUUCCCCAAUUGGAGAUCUGCUUGCUCUGUAAUCACUUGAAUGCGCCUGCGCAACCUGAGUUUUUAGAUUUAGUUUCUCUUAGGGGGUCAAUUUAUUAAGUGGUUCUACUCUUGUGUUGUCUUUAGAGCUUUUGGACAUAAUUUUAUGAAAUUUGGAGGCUUUGCUCAUUUCUGGUUUUGGAUUGUGUUAGUGUGGGAGUGAAUAUUCACUGGAUUUUAUGGGGCUAAUCUAUGGGUUCAGAAUUUUGGUAUUGUGUGUUGCCUUCCCUUAACAUAAUGCAGAGGCAUUUGAAAGUGCCAAGGAUGGUUUUACAUUGUUGUGAUGUGAACACUGAAUCAUUGAUAUAUCCAAUAUAUCCGCAUGUCUUUU